AUGCUACCAAAUUAUAUUUUAAAGAUAAUAAUAAAAAUAAUAUGCAAUCAUAUAAAUUACCAUAAUAAAUCAUUGAAAUUCGAUAGCCGCAAAAAUGAUGAACCAAAUAAACAAUUAACUCUCAACCUAGCACUCGUAUCACAUUUAUUUUUUGAUACAGUAUCAUCAUUAUUAGAUGUUUCAGUUAAUUUUAAUUAUGACCCAAGCUUUUAUUCUUUUAUAAAGGAUCUAGUAGAGAAAAAAGUUGAGUAUGUGGAUAGUUUGCCAAGUUAUAAUAGUAAUAUCCAGUGUAAUAAUAAUAAUAAUAAUAAUAAUAAAUAUUCAAUAAUUAAAAUUGAAAAUGUUAAAUCUAUAAGAUUAGACUAUAUUUUUUUAUUUGGGGAUUCAUACUUUUGCUACCAAAUUUAUGAACCAAAUCAAAUUGGUAGAGGGUUUAGGCUUAUAAAGUUUUCAUUGUAUUCAGAAAUUUUCAAAAAAAUAAAAGAAAUAAAGCAAUUAAAGAGAAUUUUAAUUAGAAAUUUUACAAAUAGAUGCGCAAACUAUAGCUUCAAAAUUGAUGAUUUAAUUCAAAUGGGUUAUAAGAAUAUUCAAUUUUCAGAAAUAUGUAUUUUACAAGACUCUAAUCUUAAUGACAUCAAACCAAUUAAAAAAAUUAACUCUUUAAUAAUAUAUUCAAACUUUGGCGAUGGUGUUUAUGAUUCGGUUAAACAAUUUGAAAAGAAUUUAGAAAGAUUGGUUUUCAAAUCUGAAAAACCACCAAUUAAACAACUAGCAGGUAUACAUGUAGAUCAAAGCAAAGAUAACUUUACGGUAGAUUAUAAACAUUCAUCAGCUAUCCAGGGUAUAAAUUAUUUUAGAGGUAUUAAAAAUAUUGUUUUAGAGUCAAUAGUAAGCUUUGAUAAUUUAAAUACUAUAAUGGAGUGUACACCAUGUUUAUUAGAAUUGAAUUUUACAGUUUGCUUUAACCAUUUAAUAUUUUCUUUAUCAAGUGAAGAUAAUCUUAAGCAAUUGGGUUACAAAUCAGACUACUAUUGCAUUGGUGGAUGUUGUGAAGAAAGAACACAAGAUGAAAAAAGAGAAAAAUCAAAAAAAAAAAAACAAGAUGUUUUACAGUAUUUUCCACUUCUUUUAGAAUCUUCAAAAAACAAUACGACAAUUACAAAAAUCGUUCUCAAUCACAACUGUAAAGUAUUUCCAAAGAGAAUGGAUUCUUCCGAUGUAAUCAAUAAUAAGCAUAUGGAUAGAAGAUAUUCAAGUUUUUUAGAGAGUUUUACAAAGUUUAUAAUAUCACUACCAUUACUGGACACAUUAAUAAUCAAUGGUAUCAACAACCCAAUAAUAUUCAAAUAUUUAAUACAAACUCUAAAAAACAAAAAUAUACAAAACUAUCAUCAAACCCUUGGUUUUAGUUGGUUACCAUUCGAACAAAAAUACAAUAAAGUUUUUGAUAUUUUGGUAAAAGAAAAUGAACAUAUUAAAUCAUUUAAAUACUAUAGCCAAGCAAUUAGAGGAUACGACGUAGAAUAUUAUUAUAAUUAUAAUAAAGAAUAA
Molecule: messenger RNA, 1551 nt
Organism: Dictyostelium purpureum
Lineage: Eukaryota; Evosea; Eumycetozoa; Dictyosteliales; Dictyosteliaceae
Exons: 1
Coding region: 1-1551 (516 amino acids)
Source: RefSeq, a predicted model, not a curated record